Messenger RNA from Cercocebus atys (sooty mangabey), 1314 nucleotides. RefSeq names its product formyl peptide receptor 1 (gene FPR1). The transcript is spliced from 2 exons. Lineage: Eukaryota; Metazoa; Chordata; Mammalia; Primates; Cercopithecidae. Gene Ontology annotation, biological process: positive regulation of cytosolic calcium ion concentration; phospholipase C-activating G protein-coupled receptor signaling pathway; complement receptor mediated signaling pathway. Gene Ontology annotation, molecular function: complement receptor activity; N-formyl peptide receptor activity. The record is from RefSeq and is a predicted model, not a curated record. Bases 94 to 1152 code for a protein of 352 amino acids. Gene Ontology annotation, cellular component: plasma membrane.
UCAUUAGAGCCUGAGUCACUCUCCCCAGAAGACCCAGACCUAGAACUACCCAGAGCAAAACCACAGCUGGUGGACAGUCUGGGAGUGGACAAAAUGGAGACAAAUUCCUCUCUCCCCACGAACAUCUCUGGAGGGCCACCUGCUGUAGCUGCUGGCUAUCUCUUCCUGGAUAUCUUCACUUAUCUGGUAUUUGCAGUCACCUUUGUCCUCGGGGUCCUGGGCAACGGGCUUGUGAUCUGGGUGGCUGGAUUCCGGAUGACACACACAGUCACCACCAUCAGUUACCUGAACCUGGCUGUGGCUGACUUCUGUUUCACCUCCACUUUGCCGUUCUUAGUGGUCGUGAAGGUCAUGAGAGGACAUUGGCCUUUCGGUUGGUUCCUGUGCAAAUUCAUCUUUAGCAUAGUGGAUAUCAAUUUGUUUGGAAGUGUCUUCCUGAUCGCCCUCAUUGCUCUGGACCGCUGUAUUUGUGUCCUGCAUCCAGUCUGGACCCAGAACCACCGCACCGUGAGCCUGGCCAAGAAGGUGAUCAUCGGGCCCUGGGUGAUGGCUCUGCUCCUCACAUUGCCAGUUAUCAUUCGUGUGACUACAGUACCUGGUAAACUCGGGCCAGGGACAGUAGCCUGCACUUUUGACUUUUCACCCUGGACCGAUGACCCUGUGGAGAAGCGGAAGGUGACCAUUGCCAUGUUGACGGUGAGAGGCAUCAUCCGGUUCAUCAUUGGCUUCAGCGUGCCCAUGUCCAUCGUCGUGGUCAGUUAUGGGCUUAUUGCCACCAAGAUCCACAAGCAAGGCUUAAUUAAGUCCAGUCGUCCCUUGCGGGUCCUCUCCUUUGUCGUAGCUGCCUUUUUUCUCUGCUGGUUCCCAUAUCAGGUGGUGGCCUUCAUAGCCACAGUCAGACUCCAUAACAUAUUACAAGGCCUGUCCAAAGAACUUAGAAUUGCAGUGGAUGUGACAAGUGCCCUGGCCUUCUUCAACAGCUGCCUCAACCCGAUGCUCUAUGUCUUCAUGGGCCAGGACUUCCGGGAGAGGCUGAUCCACUCCCUGCCCGCCAGUCUGGAGAGGGCCCUAACCGAGGACUCAGCCCAAACCAGUGACACAGCUACCGAUUCUACUUUACCUUCUGCAGAGGUGCAGUUACAGGCGAAGUGAGGAGGGAGCUGGGGACACUUUCGAGCUCCCAGCUCCAGCUUUGUCUCACCUUGGGUUAGGCUGAGCCACAGGCAUUUCCUGCUUAUUUUAGGGUUACCCACUCAUCAGAAAAAAAAGCCUUUAUGUCCCCUGAUUUCGGGAGAAUAAACAGAUAUGCGUUUA